This is a messenger RNA of Mus pahari (shrew mouse), 2188 nucleotides long. RefSeq names its product keratin 222 (gene Krt222). The transcript is spliced from 5 exons. The record is from RefSeq and is a predicted model, not a curated record. The coding region runs from base 216 to 1007 and encodes 263 amino acids. NCBI's taxonomy places the organism in Eukaryota, Metazoa, Chordata, Mammalia, Rodentia, Muridae.
GCGGUCCUGCUGUAGCGAGAAUGGUUUCUCAACAUUUGCAUAAUUAAUUAGCAACCCUGGAGUUUCCCCCGGCUUCUGGUGGGGGAAAAUGGAUCUCUGCAUCUUUAAGGCUCCGCGGGGCUGCCUGCUCUGGCGACGCAGGCAGGGCCGGCUCUGCCGCAGCGGCUCAUUCCAUCGCUAAGGUCCAGUUAGCCAAGGUGGAGGAUGGGAAAAGAAUGGAGCUGUCCCAGCUCCUCAAUGAGAUCAGGGCAAACUAUGAACAGCUCCUCACCAGAAAUCAGAUAGAGACGGUGUUGUCGACGCGGAUCCAGGUAAUGAUUUCAUUCAGCCAGGAUGUCUGUCAACAGGAAAGGGGCCUUGAGAACUCCCUGCAGGCCAGUGAGCAGCAUUACCAGAUGCAGCUGCAAGAUCUGGAGUCAGUGAUUGGCGGACUGGAGAAGGAGCUGCAGGAAGUGAGGCGUGGCAUCGAGAGGCAGCUUCAAGAGCAUGAGAUGCUUCUCAACACAAAGAUGAGGCUGGAGCAGGAAAUAGCCACGUACCGCCGCCUGCUAGAACAGGAAGAGAUCAGAUAUUAUGGUUGUAUCCAAGGAGAGAAAAAAGAAGAAAAGCCUACCAAGAGUAAAGUUGGCUUUCUUCUCCCCUCAGCCAUUAUAAAUGAAAUAUCUUUUUCAACAAAAGUCUCUCAAAAGUAUGAAAAUGAAAAUAUGGAAACAGUGACCAAACAGGCAGUAGUGAACGGAGACGUGAAGGAGAGCACCAAGGCCCACGGUACCAUUCAGACAGAGAAAGUGGAUGAAGUUAUAAAAGAAUGGGAAGGUUCAUUCUUUAAAGAUAAUCCUCGACUGAGGAAAAAGUCUGUUUCUCUCCGGUUUGAUCUCCAUCUAGCAGCCACUGAUGAGGGCUGUUUAGAGAGUAGACAAGAUAAUCUUCCAGAUAUCGAAGUCAGACUUAUCAUGAGAAGAUCCUGUAGUAUUCCCUCCAUCAAACCCCCACCAGGAACCAACUAACCCAGAGAGAGUGUUUAGCAAGGGCACUAGGAUGGACCUAUGUAGGCCAUACAGACCCCAGUCCCAAAUGUACGUUAUUUUACAUGGAUGGAUAGUGUUAAGAUGCUGUGGGCUGUGGCUCUCUUCAGAGAACACAUAAGUAAGAGAUGACGCUGCUAGGACUCCAAAGAUGGAGUCCUAGUUUUUUGUUGUUUUUAUUGUUUGUUUUUUUGUUUUUGUUUUUGUUUUUGUUUUUUGAGAGGGGUUGUGGAUUCUGUUUUAUUUGUCAUCUAAAUAGUCUUUAUUCUGGUGAGCUUUAGCAGAGACUUUAAAUAUUAUGGUGACUUCAUUAAGUCUGUAAUUUUCCUCAAAGGCUAAACAUCCUAAGAAAAACAGAAUAGCUUGUUUGAAAACUGAAGAGCUACAGUGAUUUACUCUCCGUGGUUCCAGGACCGGCUGAACCUAGAAUGUUCUACUUCUAAAAAGGCAGCAGUUAGGAACAAACAUUUAAGGAGCAGACUCUUAAUUCACUUAAGACUUUUCCUUUUGAGACAAUCAUUUGAACCCUGGAAAUUGCGAAGUGUUCCAUCCAUGAGCGAUUCUGAAUGAACUGUAGAGCAUUCUCCAAGGCUAUUUUGAUUAUUAAUAAAAUUGGGUUACUCUAUAUCUUUAUCUUAAAGCUUUUUAAAAAUCACUAUCAGGAGAGUCAGUUUGUUAAAUGAUAAAGGUUGUACACACACACAGACACACACAGACACACACACACACUCCAGCUGUACAAACCUUUUAAAGCACAUUGUGAUGAUGCCAGUUACUAGGACAGUUACCCAGCUGCUCGCCAUCUGCAAAAUGAAGUGUGAGUAGCCUGUGCUAUGGGCCUGAGGGGAGAAAUUCUAUGAACUCGGAGAAAUAGUCCUUGCAGUCAUUUCUGUGAGCUAACAGCAUAGUAUUGCUAUCUGAGCUAAGAGUGCCUGCAGAGCUUGUUUUUAAAUUGUUCAAACUGUAAUAAAUAGAGAUGUAAAAUAUAUUUGUGAAUAAGUGGAAAAUUGUUGCAAAGUUUUUUCUGUUUUUGUUUUUAAUUAUUAUUAUUUACAUAUAUGCCUGCACCCCAGAAGGAAGGCAUCAGAUAGAAUUACAGAUGGUUGUGAGCCUCCAAGUGGUUACUGGGAAUUGAACUCAGGACCUCUGGAAGAGCAGCCAGU